Molecule: messenger RNA, 1079 nt
Organism: Ictalurus punctatus (channel catfish)
Lineage: Eukaryota; Metazoa; Chordata; Actinopteri; Siluriformes; Ictaluridae
Gene: figla
Product: folliculogenesis specific bHLH transcription factor
Exons: 5
Coding region: 170-802 (210 amino acids)
Biological process (GO): developmental process; regulation of transcription by RNA polymerase II
Molecular function (GO): protein dimerization activity; RNA polymerase II transcription regulatory region sequence-specific DNA binding; DNA-binding transcription factor activity, RNA polymerase II-specific
Source: RefSeq, a predicted model, not a curated record
CACAGGUGCGCGCGCAUUUGAAUUUGGUCUUUUAACAAGACGGUGCGAAAUGUUAUGGACUGUAUUAGCUUUAGCUAAACUUUUACAAAACAUUUUCGAGGAUUAGAUAUGUAUAUAGAGUUACAUUAUUUGCUAUUAGAGCCUGAAUAAAGCCAGUAUUUAUUAGAGAAUGAGCGACAGGAAGUUUAAGGUGGUGGGCGGAUUAAUGAAAGUCCCAGAGAGAGAGUUAAUGGGCGACAUUUUGUUGCGCGAGAGCACCGAACCGUCGCUUCCGGUGCACGUGAAUAUCGAAAAGCUGCUCAGGACAGAAGAUGGACAGUACACGGACAUGGAGGAUAGAGACGAUGUCGCCCAGAAAAGACAGCUAGCCAACGCCAAGGAGCGGCUCCGGGUACGGAGUCUGAACAGCAUGUUCUCCUAUCUGAGGCGCAUCGUGCCGUUGAUUCCCCGAGACCGCAAGCCCAGUAAAGUGGACAUUCUGAAGGCGGCGACCGAGUACAUCCGCCUGCUGUCCUCCGUACUCAGCGACCCCUCGGCGCACCAGAGCAACGGAGCUUCGAGUGAGCUGCUGGAGAACAUGAGCAAGUAUUCGUUCUCGGACGACAGGUGCGCUGACCUGUGGAGUGUGGAUGACGUGAGUGUGCUUGACUCUCUGUCCAAUCCGUCUUUACUGGUUACGGCUCCGUCCGGCGCUGAAGAGGAGGACGAGGUCGAUCUGAGCAACAUGACCGUGCAGUGUGCCGUCCCCGUCUACAUCAUACAGGUCGGCUCUGACCACACGCUGGUCUAUCAGACGAGAUGAGGACGUCCGCCGUUUCUUUUUUCCACAGAACACACGGUUCGCACUGAAGCAUGAAUUUGACCUUGAAUGAAGAAGGAUUGUGUAUGAACAGUUUAUUUUUGUUUAAAUAUCUAAAUGAACAGCUGCUAAAGUAUUUAGUUCUAAUUGUAUUGACAUUUUCAUCUGUGUUUAAGUAGACUGAAGCAGCGUGUGUGUGCGCACGCGCGUAAGGGGGUGGGGAGGGGGUUGUGGUUUAUUUAUUUGUUUAUUUAUUUAUUCGGGGGGGGUUCUGGUUUAU